This is a messenger RNA of Protopterus annectens (West African lungfish), 2895 nucleotides long. RefSeq names its product protein bicaudal C homolog 1-like. The transcript has 20 exons. Bases 135 to 2711 code for a protein of 858 amino acids. The record is from RefSeq and is a predicted model, not a curated record. Gene Ontology annotation, cellular component: cytoplasm. NCBI's taxonomy places the organism in Eukaryota, Metazoa, Chordata, Ceratodontiformes, Protopteridae. Gene Ontology annotation, molecular function: protein binding; RNA binding.
CUUUGAGGCUACUGUUGUGUUCCCAUGCUGCUGUCUGGGUGAUUUAUCAAGCAUUAAAUGCCCACGGAGGGUUACUAGGGAAAGUGAGGACAGUCUACAGAGCCGAGGGGGUAACACCGGAUAAAUCGUCUGCAAUGUCCAGUGAGGCGCAGCUGGUGUCCUACACUGACACCGAAGGGUCCCCGGCGUCGUUAGACCAGUGCACAGCCUCAGAUGCUCACCAGACACCGGUCACCGAGCCUGACUGGAUUGAGGAACGAUUCCGUGUGGACAGGAAGAAGCUGGAAGAAAUGCUGCAAAUGCCUGCUGAUGGAAGUGGACAGAAUGUUGAAGAAUUCUUUCAGAAGGUUAUGGAUGAAACCAAUACCCAAAUAAAAUGGCCUUCCAAACUCAAGAUAGGUGCGAAAUCCAAAAAGGAUCCACAUGUGAAAGUGGAGGGGAAAAUACAGCAUGUGGCUGAAGCCAAAAAAAGAAUCUUAGCUAUACUAGAAACUAAGGUUAACAAAGUUACACUUAAGAUGGAUGUCCCCCAUACAGAGCAUUCACAUGUCAUUGGCAAAGGAGGAAGCAACAUUAAAAAAGUCAUGGAAGACACAGGCUGCCAUAUACACUUUCCUGACUCAAAUCGAUGCAAUGGCACAGAGAAAAGCAAUCAGGUAUCACUAGCUGGUCCAGCUUCUGGAGUUGAAUCUGCUAGGAAACAAAUUCGGGAUCUGCAGCCUCUGGUUCUGAUGUUUGACAUACCCAUUACAACAGCAACAGUGCCUGAUAUAAACGCACCCAUAAUUCAGCAUAUAAUGCAGAGUUUUGGUGUUGCUGUUUCAUUUAAGCAUCAUUCUAAGUUUCCUCUAGCAACAUGUAUAGUGAAAGGCCUGCAUGGGAAAGCUUCUGCUGUUAAGAAAGCUACGUUGCUUCUCAUCGAGCUCUUGGUGGGUUCUGACACAAGUGUGACUGUCACUACACAUCUCGAUGUUGGAACACAGCAAUACCACAUCCUACUCAGUCAGAACGGCGCAAAUAUUUUAAAAAUCAUGCAAGCAUCUCAAGCUCAGAUAGUAUUUCCAGACUUAAACGGCCUUCAGAAUCAAAAUACUCUUCUCCUACAAGGAAAUGUGGAGUCUGUCUGCACCGCCAAACAACAGCUUACGGACUGCCUACCCCUGUGCUUAAUGUUUGAUAUGAAGGAGAGUGAAGAACUGGAACCAGAGAAAAUGAGUACUCUGGUGGAAAAGCUGGGAGUCUUCAUCAGCAUGAAAUCAAAGCCGAAACAAUCUGCAAAGUCUGUUAUUGUAAAAGGGCUGGAAAGAAAUGUUCUUCAGAUAUAUGAAGCAAGGAAACUCCUUCUUGGCUUGGAAUGUAGUGCCCUCGGACCAACACCAGGGAUAGUGCCAUUAAAUGGAAUUUCAAAUCACUGGAUAACUGCCUACCUGCAGCAGCUGGCCCAUACUGAACCAGGUCAUGCCCUUCUAAAUUCUGCUCUAAAGGCCUUAAUUGGACAGUCCAGCCAGAUUCCACAGUCCACUCGUGGGAAUCCUUCAUCUUCUUAUUUAAAUCUUGUCAUGAAUACUGGUGCAGAGAAACCUAGAGCAGCUUCUGCAUCGCUGGAUGCUAACAGUUCGACAGUACUCAAAGCAGCGCAACCUCCGCCUGGCAUUAAUAUGGUCCAGAAACUUAAAGAAGAGUUACCAUCAGCUAGAAACAGCACUGCCAGUCUUCAGGCAACAGAGGACUUUGCAAACAUGUCUUUAGAGGACAGACUAAGCAGUGACAAUCUACCAGCUCUUGACAAAACAGAGGUGAUAAAAGGUAGUACGGUAAUUCCUGGCAGUGCUUCUGAAAUCAGUAGAGCACAGAGCCAGGAAAAAAACUCAGACUUUUUAAAGUCUAAUACAGCAUUGUUGCCAAAUUUUAACAAAGAGAGUGAAAGAAGUAAUGUAGGUCAAAAUGAAGGAAAACAAGAAUCUGGAUGUCAGUCUUCAUGCAAUAAAACUGUGGACUGCGACUAUGAAAAAAAGAAACUGCUUGCAACAAAAGCCAUGCAAAAAAGACCAGUUGUUACAGAAGUAAGGACUCCAACAGACACUUGGAGUGGCCUUGGAUUUUCAAAGUCAAUGCCUGCUAAAGCUGCAGAAGAAAUUCGCAAUGUGAAUCGCAGAAACUACAAAUCUUAUUAUGACAAUAACACAGAGCCCUCUUUCAUGGAACAGUCCCUUAAUGGAAGUGAUUGUGCUGACUGGAGGAAACGUCGAGAAUCGACAGCUUCUUCUUUUCCAACGUUUUCAUCAUCUGCAAGAAGAAUAUCAGACCUGCCUUCAGGUAACACAUUUUUGAGUUGCAGUAACUAUCUUGAAAGUAUUUCCUCACAAAAUGACUCAAAAAUGUGGAAAAAAAGCAUCUUAGAUAUGGAAGCAGAUGAUCUUCCUGAACUUUUCAGCAGUUUAGGACUAAGCAAGUACAUCGACAUCUUCCAAGAGCAAGAGAUUGAUUUCCAGAUGUUUUUAACACUGACUGAUGAAGACCUUAAAGAACUUGGAAUAUCAACAUUUGGUGCGAGGAGAAAGAUGUUGCUAGCCAUUUCUGACUUAAAUAAAAAUGCCAGAAAGUUGAUGGACCUUCCCACAGUGCGGGCCGGUUACCUGGAUGGAGGAGCUAGUGGACGAUUGCCUCGUGCAGAUUCUUCCAAUAUAGCAUCUUCAAGUAAUCGAUGGUGACAAAAGACAGAAAAAUUCUGAACCAUUCUGCAUUCUGCUUUGUGUGACAGUACAAAACUCUGAAGUAUGGCUUCUGUAUGUCGGUGAAGCUGUUCAGAAACUUGUAGGUGGUACAUCUCUGAAAAGUGGGACACACAGUCUAAUUUAAUUAAAUUUUAUUAAAAGAAAGUAUUACUGAAAGGUU